AUGCCACCUCGAAGGGAUGACCGACUUGCGGUCAUCAACACUAUCUUCAGAGGCCCAAGUAGGGGCAAAUACAGAAAUAAGAGGAAGAAGCUUACUAGGGAAGCUCAGCGUGAAGUCUGUGCCAUUCAGGAGCAGAGGUCGAUCUGCCUCAUCUCCUUCUCAAAGUCCGACCUGGAGGAGGUCCAUUUGCCCCACAAUGAUGCUUUGGUGAUCUCGUCGCUAAUUGGCCAUGUACAAGCCAGAAGGGUCCUAGUCGAUGAAGGCGUUUCUGCCAACAUCAUGUCCCUUACCACUUACUUAGCAUUGGGAUGGACUAGAGUACAGCUGAAGAAAAGUCCAACGCCCUUAGAUGAAUUUGCUGGGGAGUCUGUUACCCCUAAAGGUUGUAUCGACAUUCCUAUCACAAUCGACCAAGGUGACACCCAAGUCACUCAGAUGGCCGAGAUAGUGGUGAUUGAUGGCAGAUCAGCUUACAAUGCCAUCUUCAGACGACCUAUCAUCCAUUCACUUCGGGCUGUUCCGUCAACUCUGCAUCAAGUCAUGAAGUACUCAAUUGUUAACAGAGUCGGCAUGGUCCGAAGAGAGCAGAAAACAUCUCGAGAAUGUUAUACCUCUGCACUCAAGGGAUCGACAGUUUGUGCCUUGGAAGAGGAAUAA
This is a messenger RNA of Momordica charantia (bitter melon), 657 nucleotides long. RefSeq lists its product as uncharacterized. Lineage: Eukaryota; Viridiplantae; Streptophyta; Magnoliopsida; Cucurbitales; Cucurbitaceae. The record is from RefSeq and is a predicted model, not a curated record.